AUGGCUUCCGUCGCUUCCAUCCUCGGGCCCCGACGAUGGCUGGCCGCCGUGGCUCUGGCCCUCGGCCCUCUGGCAGCCCUGGCGGAAAAGUCGGCCGCCGAGUACUACGUCCACAACCUUCCUGGCAUUCCUGAUGACCAGGCGCCGGUCAAGAUGCAUGCAGGUCACAUCGAAAUCAACCCCGACUCGAACGGCAACCUCUUCUUCUGGCAUUUCCAGAAUAAACACAUCGCGAAUAAACAAAGAACAAUAAUUUGGGUCAAUGGUGGACCGGGCUGCAGCUCCGAGGAUGGCGCGUUGAUGGAAAUUGGCCCGUACCGACUAAAGGACAAGGAUACGCUUGUCGCGAAUAACGGAUCAUGGAAUGAAUUCGCGAAUCUCCUCUUCGUCGACAACCCCGUCGGGACUGGGUUUAGCUACGCCAACACCGAUAGCUACGUACACGAGCUCACCGAGAUGGCGACCCAGUUUGUCCAGUUUCUGGAAAAGUUCUUUGCCAUCUUCCCUGAGUACAGCCGCGAUGAUAUUUACAUUGCCGGAGAGUCUUAUGCUGGACAGUAUAUCCCCCACAUUGCGCGAGCGAUACUCGACCGCAACAGCGAGAGACCCGAUAAAUGGAGUUUGCAAGGCAUAUUGCUCGGAAACCCAUGGAUGUCUCCCAGCGAGCAGUAUGACUCUUACCUAAAGUUUGCCUUCGAAAAGGGAUUGGUCGACAAGGACUCGGAGACGGGCAAGCGGCUCAAGGCUAUGGAGCGUGUCUGUCACACCAUGAUGGCCAGCGACCCUGGCAAGAUCAGCUACAGCGAGUGCGAGGAAAUCCUGACGGAACUUCUCCUUGUGACCAGAAAGAAGGGUGCCGGAGAUCAGGAAUGUAUCAACAUGUACGAUGUCCGUCUCAAGGACUCAUACCCUAGCUGCGGCAUGAACUGGCCUCCGGACCUGAGCGCCGUCACGCCCUACCUGCGACGCGACGACGUCGUCAGUGCGCUGAACAUCAACUCGGAGAAAAAGACUGGAUGGCAGGAGUGUAAUGGUGGCGUUAGCGUCGCGUUCCGCCCGCAGACUUCUAAGCCGUCCGUUGAGCUCAUGCCAGGUCUUCUCUCGGAGAUUCCGGUACUCAUCUUUUCCGGCGCCGAGGAUCUUAUCUGCAAUCACAUCGGCACCGAAGACUUGAUUGAGAACCUGAACUGGAACGGCGGCAAAGGCUUUGAAGUAACUCCCGGCAACUGGGCCCCACGUCGCAACUGGACCUUUGAAGAUACGGAUGCCGGCUUCUGGCAGAGCGCCCGCAACCUCACCUACGUUGUGUUCAACGACGCAUCGCACAUGGUUCCCUUUGACUACCCUCGUCGCUCGCGCGACAUGCUGGACCGCUUCAUGGGCGUCGACAUCAGCAGCAUCGGUGGGGACCCCACAGAUAGCCGCAUCGAUGGCGAAAAGGGUCUCGAGACAACAGUCGGUGGCUCUGUGAACCCCAAGGAGAGCGAGGAGGCUGUCAAGCAGAAGCUGAAAGAGGCCAAGUGGGCUGCGUACCAGCGCUCUGGUGAGGUUAUUCUCGUCUUUGUCAUACUCGGCGCGCUGGGCUUCAUCUUCUUCGUCUGGCGCCAGCGCCGCAAGGGCGCCGCCUACAGCGCUCUCCGCGGCGAGGAACCCAUGGGCUCCAGCCGCCACAUCCCUGUCGGCGAUAUCGAGGCGCAGGAGGAGGGCAUUGCCCUACAGAGCAACAUUCUGCCCACUGACAAGUACUCCGUCGGCGAUGACAGCGACGACGAUGACGCCAGACCAACGAAAGGCGUAGAGAAGGGCAAGCAGGCAAGCGAGUCCCGUGAUGAGAGUUAA
Molecule: messenger RNA, 1839 nt
Organism: Akanthomyces muscarius
Lineage: Eukaryota; Fungi; Ascomycota; Sordariomycetes; Hypocreales; Cordycipitaceae
Exons: 3
Coding region: 1-1839 (612 amino acids)
Biological process (GO): proteolysis; apoptotic process
Cellular component (GO): trans-Golgi network
Molecular function (GO): serine-type carboxypeptidase activity
Source: RefSeq, a predicted model, not a curated record